CUCUUCGAAAGAAAAAAGAGAAAUCAGCCGGCAGAGAUCAGAGGCAGUUGCAAUUGACAUCUACUUCGGAUCAGCUGCACAGUCGUCGUCCUUUCGGAGCAGAAAAUUCCCAAAUACACAAACGAAUACUUAUUGUUAAUACGAAAAUACCCGCUUCCUAUCAGUAAUCACUGAUAUCCGUCAAUAAUGGGAAAUGAUCAAUCACGCACCUCUUCUGGCGAUGGCAAGCAGGUCGAUGAGAAGCCGCCUGAUUAUUACGAACUGCUGCAAGUAGAUGAGGAAGCAGGGUAUGAUGAAAUUAAGCGGUCAUAUCGAAAAUUGGCGCUGAUAAACCACCCUGACAAGAAUCCUCACAGAAUAGAAGAGGCAACGAAACUGUUCGCGGACUUGCAGCACGCUUAUGAGGUUCUGAGUGAUCCCCAAGAAAGAGCAUUCUAUGAUUCCCAUCGAAAUGCCCCAGUUGCAGCCACAGAUGACGAUAUCUUUGAACAUGUCAGGACAGGGGAUAAAGCGACAAAUGAUCCCAAAUCAAAGCUGAAUAGGAGACGCCAAGGGGAUCCAGGAGUUACCAUAGCCCAGCUCAUGCGCUUUUUUGAUCCUAAAAUUGCCAGUAAAAUGGAUGAUACCUCAGAAGGCUUCUACUCAAUAUAUAGGACUCUCUUUGCCCUUCUCGCCUCUGAUGAGGCUCUACACACCACUUCCACCACUCCUCUUUCAUACCCAUCUUUCGGUAAUUCCUCAACUGCUUAUGCCCCUCCUCCUGGUUUGACCCGCGCGCAAAAAGAUUCCCAGGUGUGGGCUCGAGAUUUCUACGCCGUUUGGGGGGAAUUUGUGACAGAAAAGAAAUUUGAGUGGUUAAACAAAUGGGAUGCUGAAAGAGGAGACGACAGGAUGGUCCGACGAGCUAUGGAGAAGGAGAAUAAGAAGGCAAGGGAGGAGACAAGAAAGGAAUAUAAUGAGACAGUCCGACAACUGGUUGUUUUUAUUCAACAUAGAGAUCCAAGAUACAAGGCCCAUCAAACCAAGCUUGCUCAGGAGCGUGCCGCCAGCAAGUCCGCUAAGACGUCAGGGGCAUCUACUCCAGCUGGCAAACCCGUUGUUGAUGCUGAGGCCGCUAAGCGGCGUCAUGAAGAACGUUUACGUGCAGCGGCACAGUACGAAGAACAAGAUUGGCAAAAGUUUUCUUCACGUAACUCUGACGAUGAAGAGAUGGAAGAAGAAGAACCUGAAGAAGAACUCGGAGAUGGCACCGGUGUCAGGCUGGACGAUGGACAGGGAGGGGAGAUAUUUGAAUGUGUGGCAUGUGGGAAAACGUUCGCAAGCGAAGCGAGCUGGAUAAAUCACGAGAGAAGUAAGAAACAUAAACAGGCGGUCUGGAGAUUGAAAAAGGAGAUGAGAGCGGAGGCCAAGGCAAUGGGGCUUACCGAGCCGCAAUCGGAAGAGGAACCGGGUGAUGAGCGAGCCGAAGAUGCAGAUGCCGGUGAAGGCGAAAUAGGCGGGGAGACCAAGGGGGUUGGAAUGACAGAAGAAGAGCAGCUCGCGGAAUUACAAGCACUUGAGGCAGAAAUGGUAGAUUUGGCUUUGGAAGAAAGCGAGGAUGUUGAUUAUGGCAACAAAAAGUCCAAGAAAAAAGGGAAAAAAAAUCGCCGAGAUGGCGUAAUCGACGAAGUUGAUACAGCUACUGGACUCUCUCCUUCUCGCAACGAAUCACAACCUGACGCUUCCAAUACUCCAAGCGCCGCAGUAUCAGACGACGGAGUUGCUCGUGAGUCUGACAAGACCUCGGAAUUAUCAAAACGCGACAAGCGACGUGCUCGUGAAGCUCGUAAGAAGAUAGAGGAAGAAGAGCGUAAAGCGGCGUUUAAGGAGGCUAGAAAGGCUGCCAAAAAGGCAGGCGCAUCGGUUGAGACGUUUGCAUCACCUCAGCAAUCCGACAGGAAGGAUAAAGUGGAUGAUGAUGGAUUUGUGGCACCCAAACAAAAGGGUAAAAACAGUAUCAAGAGCGGCAAAGGCACGAAAGGCGGACGAGAGCAAGGAGAGAAUGAUUAUAGUGAUGAAAGAGUUGCAAAAGUGGUUGCAGGGAUUCAGGAAAAGAGAGAAAAGAUGGUGGAGAAAUGGGGUGAUACAUGGGCUGAUUUGGUCUCGAAAUUGAAGCAUCUCUUGUCUGGCGAUAGUCAUUUACCUCUUUCCAUCCUCUGCUUGGGCCUAGGGAAGCCCUUCUCUGAUAGGACAGCUCAAAUUCAACUGGCUCUUGCCCUUGAGCUGGCCGAUGCAUUAAAUUGCACUGUCCAUGAUCUCGAAAUGUACGACCCCGUUUGGGACGAAGGUGAUAAGAAAGUCUUGUCAUCAAUUGGUGUCACACUUCUUCAGGAUAACUUGCUGGGUAGGCACACGCUUGAAACAGGUCGCCCAUAUCUUCUCUACCUUCCCCAUGCCCCUAAGCAAUUAUACGAAUCUAUUCUGUCCACAAAUUACGCCCCGUCCCUCUGUGGCAAUAAGCCAGGAAGGAUCCUGCUCGGCAACGAUCUCGCAGAGUACCUUCCUGGCUUUGUCCGACCGUCACAAAAGAAAGAGCCCAGUGGCGAGGCUGACGGAGAUGGGGAGUUCGUCAAACCGAAGAAGAAGAGGAGGGGCCGGGGGGAAGUAAAACCUCAAAUAAAAGAUGGCGUGCUUUCUCGAGUUGUGCCACACAUGUCUGUUCUUCCUUUAUCUGAUGCGUUACCCGAGACAAAUCUUCCGGGUUUUGCUAGAGCAUUCUUGUCAUUCACUUUCCAGUGGCUAGAGGAGAAUAAAAUAGAGAAGAUAGAUUGGGAAACGAAGUUACCAGAGGAGGAAUGGGGGGACGACGGUGAGAUCAUUCAAUGACGCCGCGGUCGCUGGACGAGUCAUAAAUAAUUAAUUAAAUAAAGGGUAAACGGGGAAGACCGAUAACUUGCAUCAUCACUCAGUCAUCCUCCUUUUUUAAUACCCCGCCGCGACGCAGAAAAAUCGAGACUGGUGCAUGUUUUUUGGUACAGUAGAUGGAAAUAGGCGCUCUUGUAAUGCACUCGAACACUGUAGAUUAGUAGAGGUCAGACAUCUCUGGAAUCUGCUGUAGGAUAAGCCGGAUAGCGAAAAAUGAACAGAUAAGAAGAUGAGG
Molecule: messenger RNA, 3139 nt
Organism: Cryptococcus deneoformans JEC21
Lineage: Eukaryota; Fungi; Basidiomycota; Tremellomycetes; Tremellales; Cryptococcaceae
Product: endocytosis-related protein, putative
Exons: 12
Coding region: 187-2865 (892 amino acids)
Cellular component (GO): cytoplasm
Molecular function (GO): zinc ion binding; nucleic acid binding
Source: RefSeq, a predicted model, not a curated record